Messenger RNA from Funneliformis caledonium, 176 nucleotides. The record is from the annotation of a GenBank genome assembly. Lineage: Eukaryota; Fungi; Glomeromycota; Glomeromycetes; Glomerales; Glomeraceae.
UGGUGGUGAACCAAGAGGUCGUGAUAAUGAAUUAAGAGAUCAUGGUAGUGGAUUGAGAGGUCAUGGUGGUGGAUCAGAAGGACAUGGUAGUGGUUAUGGUGGUGGAUCAGGAGGACGUGAUAGAAGUCGUAAUGGUAGAUUAGAAGGACGUGGUAGAGAUCGUGGUGGUGGAUCAA